AUGAUCGUUCAGCGCUUUGGCCCCCUGGAUCUUCGUAUCAGUCUUUGACUACGUUUCUCGCUAAGACCACAUUUGCCCUGAUUCUUGUGUCUUUCUCCACUCUCUCGCUCUUUUUCCAAGGUUUUGGAUAAGUAUCACGAUGGCGCAGAGUUCUUGUUCUGCUUGUUCCUCUUCUGUUCUGCGGUUAUCGAAUGCUGCCGCAGCACCGUACUGUACUAAUGGUGCCCUGUUGCAUGUUGGUCGCAUUGCGAGGAGUGCGGCACCGAACGGCUUUACCGAAGUAGCCAUCGCAAGCAGCAGAAGUCCGUUGCCUGUCCUUCUCAGGCCUGUAGAAAUGUCCGAAGGACUGGGGCUGCGACCAGAUCAACACGAGCAAACACUUCCAGAACAAAGCAUCGCGACUUGUAGAAGGAGAACUAGGCUUGGCUCCUGCCAGCGAGGCACGCGGCUGGGUUCGAGUGCUCGGACGAAAUAUGGCGCGACUCGAAAAGCGGACGUCUUUGCAGCGAUAAGCGCACAAAUGGAUGUGGAACAGGGCCUGACGAGGAUAUCAGCUUCUGAUGGCGUAGCAUCGCUUCCUUCUACCGCGAGCUCGGAUAUCGUACAGCAAAACCAGAAUUUUUCAACGGAAAAGAACAAAGCUCUUUUUGACAGCUUUUCAAGAAGAACACCGCUCCUGGUCCAGGAUCAACGCGAGGCUGUUGGAAUAGAAAUGGAUGCAUACGCAUCCCCCGUUGGCGGAAUAGUAGAGUCAACAUCAAGGUCAAUUUCAGUUCCGGACCAAGAUGUUUACUCAUCCUGUUUAAAUGCGGAACUCCUUCAUUGUUACGAAAAUUUUGAACGGCACGUGGAAAGCCCUACGGAUUGUCCACUAGUUGCAAACGAGCUGUGCUUUCUAUUGGAACACUUCUUAAGGACCUGAGUUUUGUAUCAAAUUGAGUACGAAAGGAGUAGGUGUAGGACUCGAACUAUAAUCAAUCCGUGUUGGGGACGAUUGAUGUGCAGUGCUCUGUCACGAUGCUAAAAAAGCCGACUCAGAAUAUGAGAGAAAGGUUCAAAGUGAUAGCGUAGUCGUUGUAGAAGUAUAUUAAGUGGGUAAAAAUUCUGCGUGCCCACAGGGUAAGUCGCAAGCCACCAUCAUACUGAUACUUAGGAUGAGCAUGAAACUAGCUCUAGUAGCUCGAAAUACUGCUUUGAUGGGACGCAAGCUUCCGCGAGAUAUGCGCAUGUAUCUCUACAGGAGUCCCCGGUUGCCAGGAUGUUUCCAUUCAAUCGACACGCUUGCAGGUUUCCUCCAGUUCGCGUCUCCGCGACUAGUCGAGAAGCGUCGCCCCGCAUUGCUAGAACGGGCAAGACUCCUAUUAACAUCUUCCUCAGUAUCGAACGAUGCUGGCGAUGGAGAAACUUCUAGGACCUAUAUUACCUUUAAGGUUUCCUGCGGGAAUCAAAUCCAUCUUGAUGUUUUAGAAGCAGCCUGAACCUGAAUGACGAAUCAUGUGUUGUAUUAGAGCGAGUAAGGGAGAUGAAACGAUAGAUACUAGAAACAAGGCACUUUAUUUCUUUAAGUAAUCUACUCUGUCUAGCUCUUGCUCAGGAUCAUCAUUCUUUAAGAUGGAUUUCGGUCUAGGGUCUAAUAAAUCGCCCACAAAGUCCGUUGGAGAAGACACGCCGAGUAAAUUUCCUCCAUUGUGCAUUUUACUGCAUAAGCUUACGCCAGCGUCGCGGCGGCGGCAACGUCAAGCAGUCUUCAAUGAACGCAAUAGUAAAAAAGGUGUUCCCGCUGAGCAUGUACUCGCCGCUGAGCUGCAUGUAGCGUCACUUGUCGUCGCGCAGCUGCAAGCGCAUGUGGAGUCGAACGGCCUGGCUGGAGUAGAUAGCUCUGACCUAGUGGCAGCUAUCGACGGUCUCGCGGGACGAAGAGGCGUAGAAUACGCGGAGCAUGAAGAACACGAGAAAAACAUGGAAGCGCGGUGUGGUGCGGUGUUUACCAGGGUACUGGCGGAACUUGUCAAGCGUCCGCCUAUCGUGAAGAGCGCUCCUGUACUAGAAAAAGGCAAUUUGGAGCACUCUUUGAAUAGGACAACUCGGAAGUUGCAAUCUGAAGAGAUCUAUUACAAAAAUUUGCUGGGAGCAGGCAUGGCGUUGAGUAGUGCUGAGCUGGCCCGUCUCUGCGACAGUCUCACAGAUGAAGUAUCGAUUGGCGGAGACCAGACGUUACAUAACCACGUGAGCAAGGCAAGCGCGUGGAUCCAUUCAGUAAGUUACGCUCUAGUUCGCGCGAAUGAGAGGGUGACGCCAGCAGAGCUUGCUUCCGUUGCGCGGUUCGUUUCUUCAGCGACCUCAAUUGUAAGUUCCGAAUACAAGAGAGGUGUACCUCCCCUUCUUAGUGCCAUUGCGGUUUCGGCGCAAAAGAAGGCCGCAGAGUUUAGUGCAUCUUCGCUGGCAACGUUGCUGGAGGCUUUUGCGCGGGUGCGACUGAGUGAGCCGUUUCUCGUCUGUCGGCUUGCGCUGCAGCUGCCUCGGAUUGGGGAGUCGCCGAACUGUCCUUUAUCAACGCUUCGACGAUUGCGCGAAGCUUUUUUUUCAUGUGGUGCGCGUAGUGAGAUGUUAACGGACCUAUUCGAUGCUCUAGAGGCGGAACGCGUAUGGCAAGCGAAAAAGCCACUAGCUUUAAGGGCCAGAUUCUGUAUGUAACUGCUUUGCCGCGUCCUUCACAGCCAUCGUUGACAUGAUUUUUCCGCAAUCAUAGCAUGGAAAGUAGAAGCCGUCCUUCCUCGACAUUUGCAAUGCGUAGGCAGGAAAGAAGUUGUCCUCUAGAUGAAUGUUUUUUCGAGAGCAAGAAUGGUGUACGGCGUUUGAGUUUUUCAUCACUAAUACAAGACGAACGAGAACAAGAGGCAAAGAGGAGAAAGAGCAAGAAGCCAACACAUUAAGGGUUGUCAAUUAACACUGUUUAACAUAGUCAAUCACAGAUCGAAGGGAGGGCCCAAUUGUAAAUCAUUGAUGAUGGUACUAUACAAGCCGCAUAUCUACAAGCACUACCCAAAUAAGACAAGGAGAACUUUGUCAAAAUUGUAGUCGGGCAUGUGGCACAUGCCAAGGUGCGUUAAGCAGAGCAAGGAGACGGAAAACUUCUUUUUAAUGAAAAUCUUCGAUUAUAUAUCCCUAAUGAAACCACGAGCUUUGGACGGGUCAUCCGCAGUUUGGACACGAUCGACCGCCUGCCCCCCGUGUGCGCAACCUUUGUAAGACCACGUCGUAGUUUUGUAUUUCAUCCUAUCUUCUCUCUCACGAAUUAAUAUCGAGAAUUUGACUAGGUAUCUUGAUCUUCCAGUCACGAUUUCAAACUGUAACAGCACUGAUGAAGUUCUCAGAGAUUGAUGCAUCUGUUGAUACAUAUUUUGGGUCUCACGAUCCAUUUCUCACAUAGGUGCAAUAAGUCACUUCAUUAUUAGGAUGAUGGAAACAACAGCAACGAGCUGCUCCUACUACGCCUGAAUAGUAGCAUGCGCUUCCAUGCGAGAACUACGAUCCUCUCCCAUAAGUGUGGUUUGCACGAGCAAGUCCCUAAGACCCAAAUCCACGACCCGCUCAGCAGAUACCAUAUUUGAUGUGGUAUCGUACUUUCUUGCGAC
Molecule: messenger RNA, 3635 nt
Organism: Amoebophrya sp. A25
Lineage: Eukaryota; Dinophyceae; Syndiniales; Amoebophryaceae
Source: the annotation of a GenBank genome assembly